AUGGGUUUCUGCAACUGCGAAGUGCGAAAAAAAGGUCCUUUAGCUUUUGAUGUGGCAGGUUUUGAUGGAAGCUUACCAUCUAUUCUACGAAAUCCAUAUUCAUGGACCAAGGUUGCCAAUAUUAUAUUCAUAGAUUGGCCUGUUGGUACUGGAUUUUCAUAUGCAAGCACUUCACAAGGUUAUUCUACCUCAGACUCCAAAUCUUCAAAAGAUAAUUACACAUUUCUCAGGAAGUGGUUAUUGAAUCACCCAAUUUUUAUCAAAAAUCGUCUAUAUGUUGCGGGUGAAUCUUAUGGAGGCAAACUUGUUCCCAUGAUUGUGAUGGAAAUAUUACGAGGAAAUGAAGAAGGACUUGAGCCACGAAUGUCCUUCCAAGGAUACAUCAUCGGCAAUGGACUAACGGAUCCAAACAUUGAUUAUAAUGAACGAAUUCCAUAUGCUCACCGCAAGGCACUUAUAUCAGAUGAAUAUUUUGAGUUAGCGAAAGUUAGUUGUGAUGGAAAGUAUUACAAUCCUGAUCCAAAUAAUUUGCGAUGUAUUUAUGCCCUUCAAUCUAUCCAAGAGCCUCAAAAUUAUCUAACAUCUUAUGUUUGGGCAAAUGAUCCGACCGUCCAAGAAGCUCUUCAUACUAGAAAGGGAACGAUAACAGACUGGACGAGAUGCAACCACAGCUUAUCCUAUGAAGAGGAUGUGGAAAGUGUUCUUCAAUAUUAUAAAAUUUUCAGCAAGAAAGCGUUCGAAGUUUUAAUAUAUAACGGAGAUCAUGACAUGGUUGCACCAUAUAUGGGUCCUUUAAAAUGGAUUCGUAGUCUCAAUAUGACUGUUUUUGAAGAUUGGAGACCAUGGAAUGUUGAUGGCCAAGUUGCAGGAUACACAGAGAAGUACAAGAAGAAUGAAUUCUUUCUAACAUUUGUUACAGUGAAGGCAAGAAAAGUUUGA
Fraxinus pennsylvanica is the source of this 939-nucleotide messenger RNA. The record is from the annotation of a GenBank genome assembly. NCBI's taxonomy places the organism in Eukaryota, Viridiplantae, Streptophyta, Magnoliopsida, Lamiales, Oleaceae.